AUGCGGUAUCUUACCGCUGACGACUUCCGUGUUUUACAAGCGGUCGAACUCGGCUCAAGAAACCAUGAGCUUGUUCCCACGCAAAUUAUUCACUCUGUUGGUGGCCUCAAAGCGCCUUCAGCGACAAAUAGAUCGCUUGGUAAUCUCGCUAAGCUCAAGUUGGUUGCUCGAUUGAGAAAUGCUAAAUAUGAUGGCUGGAGACUCAUGCACACUGGGUUUGACUACUUGGCUCUUAAAACCAUGUUGAACAGAAACACCAUAUACUCCGUGGGCACAACCAUUGGGGUGGGAAAAGAGUCUGAUAUCUAUUCUGUGAGUGAUCCUGAUGGUGUGCAAAAAGUUUUGAAGAUACAUCGCUUAGGUCGAACGUCUUUUAAGACGGUGAAAAACAACCGAGACUACUUGAAGAACAGAAACACCUCGAAUUGGAUGUAUUUGAGUAGACUUGCUGCUGAGAAGGAGUACGAGUUUAUGACGAUUCUUCACAACAAUGGGUUCAUCGUGCCUACUCCAUAUGACUACCUGCGUCAUUGUGUGUUGAUGGAGUGGAUUCAGGGCUACCCUAUGAAGCACAUGAAGAAGUAUCCAACAUACAAGAAACUUUACUCUGAAUUGAUGAAAUUCAUAGUGAAAUUAGCCAACCAUGGUCUCAUUCAUUGUGAUUUCAAUGAGUUUAAUAUCAUCAUCAGGAGCGAACCGCGAAACGGGUACGAUUUUGUUGUCAUCGAUUUUCCCCAGUGUGUCUCCAUUGAUCACCCAGAUGCAAAGUUUUAUUUCGACAGAGACGUUGAGGGUAUACGAGCAUUCUUUGAGCGCAAAUUUGCGUAUUCUCCUGGCCACGAUCCUACUAUGUUCGACACUGAAGGUUACGGAGAGGGCUACAGAUAUGGAUACCCCAACUUUAAGAGAGAUGUUAAGAGGGAAGCUGACUUGGAUGCUCAAGUCAAGGCUUCUGGCUGGAGUUCAAACAAAAAUAAAGAGAGCAGAGACUUGGAGAAUGCUGUUCAAGGGAUGAGAGGUUUAAGCUUGAACGAAGAACGUGAUGACGACGAGGAUGACAGAUCGGAAGUUGAAGAGUACGAUGAGGAAGACGAAGAUGAUGACGAGGAUGAUUACGAUGACGAAGAUAUCCCUGACGAAAGCGAAGAGGAGACGAACGAAGAUAACGAGAAGAUCAUCAAAGCUAUAUCGGAGGGCAACAAAAACCUCAAGAUAGACAAGUUAGGAAACUAUAUACUAGAAGAGUGA
Candidozyma auris is the source of this 1248-nucleotide messenger RNA. It is a transcript of the gene RIO2, whose product is annotated as protein kinase RIO2. Gene Ontology annotation, cellular component: preribosome, small subunit precursor; nucleus; cytosol. Gene Ontology annotation, biological process: protein phosphorylation; maturation of SSU-rRNA. Bases 1 to 1248 code for a protein of 415 amino acids. The transcript has a single exon. Gene Ontology annotation, molecular function: protein serine/threonine kinase activity; ATP binding. The record is from RefSeq and is a predicted model, not a curated record. NCBI's taxonomy places the organism in Eukaryota, Fungi, Ascomycota, Pichiomycetes, Serinales, Metschnikowiaceae.